CAUUGACAUCCGCGCCAAGCCCUCACUAGGUUCCCCUCUCUUCUGCAUCGUCCUAAGUUGGGUAAAAUCAGGAUAAACGAAUUGCGUGAGACCCUAUGUCGACCUCGACCUUCCAACCAGAGUAAAGUAGCAAUUGUUGAUAGGACCUUUUCCUGCAAGAUCUCAAGUCUGGUUGCGUGUGGCCGAUGCUACUUGAUCCCGGAAGAGCUACUCCGUGCGCAGAUCUCGCGUGAUGAACUAGACAUAUAAUUCCCCUCACGUCCGGUGAGGAGUACGUGAUCGCACAUCUGUACAUCUUCGUUGAAGUAAAAGCCAAAUGCUUGAAGCAAGCUAAGAUGUUCGAUUCAUUUCUAGCGCGAUAUAGAGUAUCCGUACUCUUCGUCGUUGGUCUGCUGCUGUCCGUCAUCCCACAGUAUGCAGCAGCACGAGCUGUGCAAGGAUCACAGGAAGCUAUUCGAGCGACAACAACUCGAGAACGCAUUGACAUUAAUGCCGACUGGAAAUUCGCACGAUUCACAAAUAACCCAGAUUCGCUUUCUUACAGCGUACUAAAGAAUUGGAUUCUCCCCUCAGCCAACAGUUUCAUCAACGGGACCAAAUAUGUACGCCCUUCGGGAACGCCUCCAGGAAAUAACGUCCAAUAUGUGAAAGCCGAGUUUGACGACAGCAGCUGGGAGGCUCUGAACUUACCUCAUGACUGGGCAGUGAAAGGGCCGUUCAACGCCCCCGGCAUCAGCGGUGGGGAGGGUCGUCUGCCUUCCAAUGGUGUAGGAUGGUACCGUAAGACAUUGUCAUUCGCAAAAGAUGAUCUGACGAAGACCCUUUUCCUGGAUAUCGACGGCGCCAUGUCGUACGCUGCAGUCUGGUUGAAUGGGAAUCUAGUCGGGGGUUGGCCAUAUGGUUAUAAUUCAUUCCGUCUCGACCUGACACCUUAUGCAAAGGAGGGUGCCAAUCAGAUCGCCAUUCGGCUCGAUAAUGCGCUUAGCUCCUCUCGAUGGUAUCCUGGAGCUGGUAUCUACCGAAAUGUGUGGCUUGUCAAAGUCAAUCCCGUACAUGUACGCCAAUACGGUACAUAUGUUACGACCCCAAAAGUGUCUGCCCAGUCAGCCACAGUUAAUCUAGCAGUGAAUGUGGAUAAUACAGGUACCACGUCGCAGCAAGUCGAUGUAGUGACCGAAGUUCAUUUAGCCGACGCUACGACAGGAAAGCUUACAGGAAAUGCAGUAGCCAGGUUUCCUGUCAAGUCUUUAACAAUCGCGCAAGGGGCAACGCAAUCUAUCAGUUCUUCCAUUACGAUAGAUAGUCCGCUGCUUUGGGGGCCACCACCAACACAGAAGCCAAACCUCUAUGUCGCCGUGACUACUGUGAGUGCUGCAAAUGCUACAGUCGAUACAUAUGAGACGCGCUUCGGUCUUCAAUCCCUUACAUUUGAUGCAAACAAAGGACUCCUCGUGAAUGGGGAACAUGUCUAUGUUCAAGGGACAUGCAACCACCACGAUCUGGGUUCAAUAGGUGCAGCUUUUAACACAAGAGCCCUAGAGCGUCAAUUUCAGAUUCUAGGAGAGAUGGGGAAUAAUGCUUUCCGCACGUCUCACAAUCCCCCGGCCCCUGAAUUCCUAGAACUUGCCGAUCGCAUGGGUUUUCUAGUAUACGAUGAGAUAUUCGAUGUUUGGCAGCAACAAAAGACAACAAACGACUUUCACUUGAUAUUCUCCGAUUGGAGCGAGCCUGAUCUCCGGUCAUUCAUACGAAGAGAUCGUAAUCACCCCUCUGUAAUCGCAUGGGGUAUCGGUAACGAGAUCCCCGAGCAGACCAGCUCAACCGGCAGUACCAUAGGUCGACGGUUACGAGGCAUAGUCCAGUCAGAAGACCCUACGCGGCCAACAACCUCAGCAUUAAACUCUGCUGGGCCGACUGCAGGUCUUGUCGGUGUUUUAGACAUCAUAGGCUUGAACUACCAAGGUGAAGGGCAAGGGACGUCGACAGAUGGGUCAUUUCCACGUUUCCACAGCGCACAGCCAAACAAGAUGAUCUGGAGUAGUGAAUCUUCGUCGGCCCUAAGCACACGGGGAACAUACAUCUUCCCCGUUACGAGUGCCAACAGCGCCACUGUAGGAACUGGUUCAGGCGGUAACGCAACAUCCCUGCAAGUCAGUGCCUACGAACUAUACGCGACGAGUUGGGGUUCAUCGCCUGAUAAAGUCUUUGCGGCACAAGAUAAGUAUCCUUAUGUAGGUGGAGAAUUCGUUUGGACGGGAUUCGAUUACAUCGGUGAGCCAACACCUUACGACACAUCUCGUAGCUCGUACUUCGGCAUCGUUGAUAUGGCCGGUUUCAAAAAAGAUCGUUUCUACUUGUACCAAGCGCGGUGGCGUUCCGACUACCCGAUGGCUCACAUCCUCCCCCAUUGGACUUGGCCAGACCGUGUAGGACAGGUGACUCCUGUUCACGUAUUUUCGUCUGCUGACGAAGCGGAACUGUUUGUAAACGGAGUAUCGGCCGGUAGAAAGAAGAGAGCCCAAUCCACUUGGCGCUUCCGAUGGGAUGAUGUCAAGUAUCAACCCGGUGAAAUACACGUGGUGGCGUACAAGGGCGGUAAGGAGUGGAGUACAGACACCAAGAGGACUGCUGGUGUGGCGGCCAAGAUGAACAUAACGGCCGAUCGGACUAACAUCGCCGGCGAUGGUUACGAUUUAUCAUAUGUCUCGGUCGCCAUCGUAGAUGCGAAGGGGGAUCUCGUACCACAGGCCAGUAAUAACGUCACAUUCUCCAUUACUGGCCCGGGAAAGAUCGUAUCAACAGACAAUGGGAAUCCCUCUGAUUUCACCGUCUUUCCAUCUCCUAGCCGUAAAGCAUUCGGUGGCCUUCUCCUCUCAAUCAUUCGGCCAAAUGCUGGAGCUUCGGGGGAUAUUGUUGUAUCUGCUAGUUCACCUGGCCUGCCUAGCGCAUCGUUGACCUUACAUGCGGGGUAGCCCGACCAAGCUCAGUGUAUCUUGAUUAGGUGUAGAUACAACUAAUUGACAGCCUUGUUCGCUUCAUACUGUAUAUCUACGUCUAGGGACGGCAUAUUAUAUUGACCAGCGACCGAUGAAGAGUUGGCCAAGCAGCGUUGUUCGACAUGUUUCCAGGUUGGCAUAGAGUAUACGAGACUCAUCAUUGGGUCAGCAUAAAA
Xylaria bambusicola is the source of this 3172-nucleotide messenger RNA. RefSeq names its product glycoside hydrolase family 2 protein. Bases 336 to 2972 code for a protein of 878 amino acids. Lineage: Eukaryota; Fungi; Ascomycota; Sordariomycetes; Xylariales; Xylariaceae. The record is from RefSeq and is a predicted model, not a curated record. Gene Ontology annotation, molecular function: hydrolase activity, hydrolyzing O-glycosyl compounds. The transcript has 3 exons. Gene Ontology annotation, biological process: carbohydrate metabolic process.